UAGGCCCUGAGGCAGUAUCUUGUGAGCUGGUAUGCUUCCUUGUUCAUUACAGGUCAGACAGCACUGCCUUACAUAAAGAGGUUUGACAGCACAGUGUCUUCCUGCCUCACAACAAGGGAACACGCACAGGAGCAACCUUUUGACUCCCAGUACAGCAUGGCAGAGAUUUGAUCUCAAGUUACUGAAUUUACUGGACAAAUAAUUCCCUCAGCUUGUUCUUCAUAGGAGCAAGGAGCCAGCAGGUGUUCACCAUCCAUCCCUCUUUGUGACAUUGAAGUUUGCCAAUCUGUGACAGGGGACCGGUGGACAGCAGGAGGUGAAACCUGAGCUUUGAAUCACCAGGUCCCUGUGGACUGAGGAAACCUAACUUGCAAUGGAAAGCAACCCCUUGGAAGAGCACAGGCCUGGCCUACUGCCAUGGUUUAUUGCAGCAACUCAGAUCCUUGGCCUAGCUGCUGUGGUCAUGACUGGUGUGUGGAUGGGUCACUACGAAGGGGGGUUUGCGUGGGAUGGAGGUGCGCUCCAGUUCAAUGUGCACCCUCUCUGUAUGGUGGUUGGAAUGAUCUUCCUCUAUGGAGACUCAAUCCUGGUGUACCGAGUGUUCAAACAUGAGAACAAAACUACCGUGAAGAUCCUACACACAGCCAUCCACCUGAUUGGAUUGAUAGCCACCAUUGUUGGUUUGGUUGCGGUGUUUCAGUUCCACUCAGCACAGAAUAUACCCAACAUGUACAGUCUACACAGCUGGUGCGGCCUCAUAACUGUCAUUCUCUUCUGCACACAGUGGGUGCUGGGACUGGUGUUCUUCCUGUUUCCUGGUGUGGCCUACUCUCUCCGAGCCUCAUACCGGCCUCUACAUGUCUUCUUUGGCCUUGCACUCUUUGUUCUGGCUAUCGGGACUUGCCUGCUCGGGAUCACUGAGAAACUGCUCUUCUCCAUCAGUGACACCUACUCGAAAUUCGCAGCAGCAGGAGUCAUGGCGAACGUGUUGGGCCUGGUGUUGGUCGGCUUCGGGUUAACGGUUGGUUAUAUCGUGACUCGCAGCGAGUGGAAGCGGGCAGCAAGCCCAGAGGAGGAAGCUCUCUCCAUGCAUUUCAAAACCCUGACUGAGAGGGACAGCCCUGAUUCACCACAGGGAUCAUAAAUGGUCAAACCCAGCACCUACAAGUAGCAGCCUGGUCAUGCUGUGUGAGUGAGUGAGUGUAAAUGACAUGUGCUUUCUUGAUGUCUCACUGUCUCCUUUUGAUCAAUAAAACCCAUGUUGCUUAUUUUCCCUAAUAAUGCAAAGCUGUCUCAAGUCCCCAGUAAACUCUACUUGGGGGUGUAUCAGCAGUUAUCACAUCCCAGAAAAGUAAGAAUUGAAAACUGGAUGAAUUAAAGGAUAACAAUUAAGAUUUUACCUCAGGGAGCCACAGAUACCAGUCUGUUAGGUUGACCUUGUGUGGAAUGAGCUUGAGUAAGUUCAGCCCAAUUCCCAUUGGACCAUGGGAUGAUGGUAACCCCCGAUCAGCUGGAAGGCAGCUGAAGGAACCUCGAAUCAGUGCCGUCCCGAACAAUCCAGACUCUCUGUCCAGAUUGAUGCUAUGGCAAGGGGUAGGAUCAGUGUGGCGUGAGGUUUACGCUGCCAAACCUGGCCUACUUCUUGUUGGCACAAGGUUCUCUGACACCAUCACCCGUUAACUUCACAAGUGUCAAAUUAAAUCUUUGUUAUUAAAUAAUAGGUUAGACUAUAAAAAGUUUUGAAAUAAAUCGGUAGGAUUUAUUAUUAGCCCACUUCCAUUCUGUACCAGCUGCCAUAUAUAAUACCCCAGUGUUGAGAGAGAAUUGGUUAUAUAUAACAUGAGGGUAACCAUUUCAGAGUGUUCUCAUCUCCACACUCCAGGGAAUCGAAAUCUGUACAAACUGCCUUUUAUUGAGUCUAAAAUGUACACAAUUCGCAUCAAUUUAGCAGCAAGACAUCCUGUACCCACAUUCCUGUCUAACUUCCUCUUUGUUACCCAGGACAUCAGUAUGCUAGAAAUCUUCUUUUAUUCUCAUCUCCCCUUCCUCCUGAGGAUUUAUUUCCACUCUUUCUAUUCCAAAAUGUCAAGACUGUGAAAUUCUUCUUCCUCCACUAAUUUCCAGCUUUGAGAGAAUGUGACUUCCUGUCCCCAGCCACCAUGCCCUUACUGUCUUGUUUUUGGCUCCAUGACAAAAUGAUCUUCUCUCCAUGAUCACUUGGAAAAGGAUCAGUAACUGAUGGAAUGAAAGCUGACUGUUAUUAAUUAGCUUUAUUUUCCAUCCCCAAUACCUUGAUCUUUUCAGAGAGUUAAAAAGACCCUUUCUCACAAAACAAUUCCCUUGAUUUAUUUCUGGCUUAAACUGGAGAUUAAACUUUCAUUCCUGGAAAUCAGGACAAGAACCAAGCAGCCGGUAUUUUGAGAACUCUUGGAUAAUAUAUUUCUAUCCCAUCAUUGCUGUUGUCCACCUUGCACUAGCCUUCCUCUGGGGUGAGGGGAGGAGAUUCAGCCUUGGCUGUAACGGUAAGGGAGAGUGGAACAGCCCAGUAUACACCUCCGAUCGUCCUGAUCUACAGCAUGACCAAUGGCCAGGGGGAGAAUGGAAAAUGGGCAUGGGCCAGGAAACCUCUCUGCUUGAGUAUGACUCUGGAACUUUCUGUAGCUCAAAUCUGCCUCUGCUGUUUGGGGGGGCUUUGUUCAUUUUUGCUAGAACACAAAUGUUAGUUAGGCUUACAGUAGAAAGAGUUUUACUCUGCGUCUAACUCCAUGCUGUGCCUGUACUGAGUGUGUUUGUUAGGGACAGUGUCAAGGGAGCUUAACAUCUAGUUAACUUACAGUUUAAGAAAGUAGAGGGAGCUUCACUCCUGUGUCUAACCCUGUGCUGUCUCUAUCCUGGGAGUAUGUGAUGGGGACAGUGUAGAGGGAGCUUCACUCUGUGUCUAACCCUGUGCUGUCCCUGUCCUGAUGAAUGAAUAAGCUGAAAAUGUUGUAUUGCUAGUGAAAGCACAGGAUUUAGUUCAUGUCAGAGACAGCAAUUGGGAUUCAGGCAGUGUCUAGUUGAAGUAUUGUUAUGGAAUAAGUGUAAGGAUAAUAUCGUCCUGCCAGGAUAUCUGCCAGUAAGUGCAACAAUAAUCACCUGGGUCCGUUAGCAUCUGUGGACAGAACGGAGAAGUGAAUGUUUAAAGAACAGAUCCACCGUAGGAUCUGGUUGCAAAGAGCUCAUUCCUGAUCCUGAAAUUGUCUGUCCUCCCCAGAGAGAUGUUCCCUGACCUGCUGGGAAGUUGUUGCAUUUCCUGAGUUCUUAUUUGGAUUGAUAGGACAAUUCCCGUCUGUGUUUAACACUUCUAGAAAACCCUGGGCUAUUUUCAUGUGACUGCAGGACCAGGGCUUUGUGAGCAGAUAGUGAAUGAUAAUAGCAAGCUUGCUUCCACAGUAUGACCUAACCUCUCUGACCAGUGUUCUUCACCAGUGAGGCCACUCACAGAUCCCUGUAUUGCAGACUGAAGGAUACCUCAUGAAGUUUGUUCAUUAUGUUACUGAAUGUCACCUAUUAGAAUUAGGUCAAAGCCAAGAUGAUAUCGACAGUUUACACUGAAACAGAAGGAGAUGGAAGAGGGAAAUCAGCAUCUAUUUGUUCACUUGUGAAUGAUUUCAGUCAGAAUGUGUGUCUGUCAGUUAAGUAUUUGUUUAUUACUUUGCUCUGUAUUAUAUUGUAAGAUUUUAAAUAAAUGUUGCAGCCAAAAUUGA
Messenger RNA from Chiloscyllium plagiosum (whitespotted bambooshark), 3746 nucleotides. RefSeq names its product cytochrome b561 (gene cyb561). Lineage: Eukaryota; Metazoa; Chordata; Chondrichthyes; Orectolobiformes; Hemiscylliidae. The record is from RefSeq and is a predicted model, not a curated record. Gene Ontology annotation, molecular function: oxidoreductase activity. Gene Ontology annotation, cellular component: lysosomal membrane.